GUAAAGUUGGAGACAUUUCUCCAUGUAGGACACGAUCUUGAUGGGUGGAUGCUCUCAGGUUGCGCAAUCCUGGGCUUGUCUCUCUUGAGCUCUGAAACCCAGACAGUCAGUCCAAAGAAACGAUCAUUAGAGCAGCAGGCGAAAUUCGCCUUUCUUCUGUGAAGAUUGAGCUGAACCAAAUAUUGUUAUGUUUUUCACACUAUGUGCUGAACGCCCACAAUGCCAGGAAAUUAAGAGGUGUGAUCUUUGGAAGAGCUUGAUUGGUUCCAGUGGAACCUUUAGGACUUACUGUGUUAUCGUUUUACGCAAAACGCCCAUAGACACACAUGCAGCAAUAAGAGAAAAUCUUGGGGACCGGUGAAUCACAGACCAAGCUUCGCUAAAAUGCCAGUGCAAGCCCCGCAAUGGACCGAAUUUCUGUUGUGUCCCAUUUGCACGCAAACCUUCGAGGAGAGCCACCGCAAGCCCAUCAGCCUGGGCUGUGGCCACACUGUGUGCAAAAUGUGCCUGAACAAACUGCACCGCAAGGCCUGCCCGUUCGACCAGACCACCAUCAGCACGGACAUCGAGCAGCUGCCGGUCAACACGGCGCUGUUGCAGCUCGUCAGCGGACAGGUACCCAAACCUCCCCCCGUCACUUUACUGACAGCUGCAGAGGACGUGGAGCACUAUGAGGAGUCUCGCACAUGUGUGGAGGACCUGGCCCUCUAUCUCAAACCCCUGAGCAACACCAGAGGUGCAGGGCUGAAUGGUGCUGCUCAGAGCGUUCUCAGCAGACCCAUGCAGAGGAAGCUGGUGACUCUGGUGCACUGCCAGCUCGUGGAGGAGGAGGGCCGCAUCCGGGCCAUGCGGGCGGCCCGCUCUCUGGGUGAACGUACUGUCACUGAGCUCAUCCUCCAGCACCAGAACCCCCAGCAGCUCUCCUCAAACCUGUGGGCCGCCGUCAGAGCCAGAGGCUGCCAGUUUCUCGGCCCUGCUAUGCAGGAAGAAGCAUUGAAGCUGGUCCUGCUCGCCCUGGAAGAUGGUUCGGCCCUCUCACGGAAGGUUCUGGUCCUGUUUGUGGUCCAGAGACUCGAACCACGGUUUCCUCAGGCCUCAAAAACCAGCAUAGGACACGUGGUGCAGCUCCUUUACAGGGCCUCCUGCUUUAAGGUGACCAAGCGUGAUGAGGAUUCCUCCUUGAUGCAGCUGAAGGAGGAGUUUCGAUCGUACGAGGCUCUUCGGAGGGAACACGACUCUCAGAUCGUUCAGAUCGCGAUGGAGGGUGGACUGCGGAUCGCCCCGGACCAGUGGUCAUCUCUUCUGUACGGCGACCAGUCGCACAAAUCCCACAUGCAGUCCAUCAUAGACAAGUUGCAGACACCAGCAUCCUUUGCUCAGAGUGUGCAGGAACUCACCAUCGCCCUUCAGAGAACGGGAGAUCCAGCCAAUCUCAACCGCCUCAGACCCCAUCUGGAGCUGCUGGCUGACAUCGACCCCAGCCCAGAUGCCCCUGCGCCCACAUGGGAGCAGCUAGCCAAAGGGCUGGAAGCAGUGCGGACCGUCGUUCAUGGCCUGGUAGAUUUCAUCCAGAACCACAGCAAGAAAGGAGGGGAUCAGCAGCAGCCACCACAGCACAGCAAAUAUAAGACCUACAUGUGUCGGGACAUGAAACAAAAAGGCGGCUGUCCUCGCGGGGCAAGUUGCACCUUCGCUCACUCUCAGGAAGAGCUUGAAAAAUACCGUAAGAUGAAUAAACGUUUGGGAAUGAGGCGACAGCUCAGCCAGUCCCUGACCCAGCUGAAUGAGAUGGACUUCGGCAUCGGUCUGUUGCCCGACGAGGGGCUGUCGAUGGAGGGACUCCCACGCAAACCCUCCUCCAUCACUAACGCCAUCCUAGCAUCAGGACCUGAAUCCACUUUUGCCCACCUGGUUUCCAGAGGCUCAGACCCAUCAUAUGACCCCACACACAAACCGGAGAAGAUGAAUUCUGGGAGCCUCAGCGCGCCUGGCUCACCUCCAGAGUCAUUGGAAUCCAUCCCAAAGUCAGGGAUGCUCAUAAAUUCCCACUCCAGGGUGGACGGUGAUGGCACAGUCGGACAGAAGCACAUGUCUGCGGUGCCUAGAGUUCCUCACAUGUAUUCACCGCACCACUCUGACCUGUAUUACUCUGAGACACGAGGCCCUCUGCCACCCUCCGCUCAAUAUGAAUCUUCCCAGUACCCUCCAGGUAAUCCUUAUCCUUACCACCAUGUGCACCCACGCUACACCCGUCACCCUGCUCAAGAUCCAGGCAUGCCACCAUAUCCGGAUUCCUAUUCCAGUUCCUACACCUCGGAGCGCCAAUGCGCCAACCCAAGCUCCCAUUACGGCUACCCUUCACACCACGAUGGCCGUCGCCACUCAGCCUACUCCCAUCCCCAAACAUACCCCCCUCGGGAGGAACUGGUCCGUAGGAGUCCGGACGUUCCCCCACAACUACCACCCCAAAAUUCUUCGUACUUGCCAGAACAAGACGGUUAUAGCCACUCCAGUCAGAUCAGGAAUUACCCAAGGAAUGCCUACACGCGAUCCCAGCCUUCCCUAGACUACCUGCACCGUCGAAGACAGGAGAUCAUGGCCCAGCUGGAGGAUAGAAAGCCCCUUAGCUCCUCACACUCGCACGACCCCAACUGCCCUCAGGACAUGAGGGGACAGAGCCAUUACAUGCAAGAGAACUCCCAUGGUUUAGGACACUUCCGGGAAGCAGACUACACCAGCUCCUAUUCACCUUGGUCAUGUGACCCCUUCGGUUCCUACAUUGGCGGCAAGGAUAUAAAAUCCAAAGAGGGCAUGGACACACAGCAAAAUUUAGACAAAAGCAAAAGUCUGAGAGCACACGGCUUGGAGCUUCAACGCAGAGCGGCAGACGUCAAAGACGACGACCCCAUCAUUCCCUUUGGCUCUCUGCCGACCGUGUCUCGUUUUGGAGCCAUCUCGCGCACGUCUAAACCGGGCUACCCGCCAAACAGUCCCAUGCCACCCAUGCCAAACUCAGCCAAACACAUCACUUCUGCUGCUGACUACACCUAUGCGAAUCAAGGUGGGUGGAGUGGCGACUCUUACCAGCCGAACCAAAAGUCUCAUGGGCACUUCAGCGAGCGGUCCGGUUUAUCCCCUGCCGUGCAGGUGCGGGAGCAAUUGAGGAUGGAGCUACAGCAGGUCGACCUGCAAAUCAGCCAGCAGACGCAGAGCCGCGGCCUGGAGAACCCAAGCUCAGUCAUGUCCCAGCCGUCUCGAGCGGACUGGUCCUCAGGGAAUGUGUCCAGUGAACAGCUGAGUCUCGAGCUGCACCAGGUGGAGAGAGAUAUCAUCAUGAGGACACAUGAGAUGGCCAGGGAGAACCACGAUGGCAAGUACAAGCGGGUCUCAGUCGAAAAUGGACAAGAUGAACACACUCUACAGCGAGAUGAGCAUCCACUCACUCUUAGUGAGGGCUCAAACGGCUCCAUCGGCAUGUCCUUGCUGACCAACAAGACGUCAUCUCUCAGUUUGUCCUCUGAACAGGUGGCCAGCAGCCCUGAUCUGCCCAAGAACGGAGUCGCCCACUCCUAGUCUACCUCAGAUUCCCCUUCCUCAACCACCACCCCUCUCUUAUGCCAGGUUAAACCCUCUAGAGCAGGUUGCUCUAUCAUCGCUGUAUGAUACAUGCCAUUCAUUCACUUAAAUCUGAGCGUUUAGCUUCCUCGCUGAGCCUCAAACACCCAUCAGGCAAAUAUGGUUGGAGUUUGGGUGGGAUUCACUGUGCAUGUGCCUCAACAGACUUGCACAAUCAUGCCCUGAUUUAGUUUCUUUAUACAGCGGUAUCUGCUGUCAUGCAUUUUCUCCCUGUUUCUUGUUCACUUUCUUUUCUUCAUUGGCGUGUAAAUCGGUGAAUCUGAAAAACGUAAGAUGAUUUCACUUACGCUGUUUAACUAUCAUUAAUCCACUUUCUUGGGUUUCAGAAUUGCAUUUUUAUCACAUGUGCUAAGUUUUCUGUAGUUAAACUCUUGUUUGUGCUUGGUCUGGCGUUUAGACUUGUGUCAGGGUUUACAGAGUUUAAUAUCUUUUUUUUUUUACUGCAGGCUUGCUGCAUAUUCAACCAAUGGAAACCAUUUUUUUUUUAUCAUGGCGGUCAAAACUAUGUAUCGUGUUUCAUACAUUAGGCUUCAUUUAGGCUUUUACAGUGUGAUUGCUGAGAUGCACAUUAUUGCGUGUUAUAGAAAUUCUCAUAAACCUAAAGUUCACUGAUUUGACCUCAACUGCGCUCAUGCCAACAAACCCGAAAGCCUUUUCCAGUCUUAAUAGGGCACUUGUAUUGUUUUCAGUGUAUUACACUACUCUGCCUGUGGGAUUUCGAUUGAACCGCCUAUAAUCAUCAUCAUCAUCAUCUUAAGUUGUAAUGUCCUCAGGGAUGCAUUAAUCGGCCUCUAUAUUUUGUGGAUGGAAUAGAAAUAACAAUCCAGGUCACGCUGUUUUUUUUUUUCAUAGUAGGUAUUGUUAUAUUUUUCCAUCCUGAGGAUGGAAAGAAAGCUGCUAUGGUAAAGCAUAAAGAUGCAUUCUGUUGUAAGAAUGCGUAUAUACUGCUCUUCACUUUGUCAGUGAAAUUAUGAUCUUCAGAUCAAGCCACGAUUUUUUUUUUUUAUAUAUAUGUGGAGUUUUUCAUCCUGAAAUAUGUGCUGUUUAUUCAAAGCAUAAAGCAUGACUUUGAUCCAGUUGUAGCCACUUCAAGACUCUCCUUCAUUCUCUGUUUUGUCUUUGAAGUUUGAAGAAGGUUGUUUUGAUGGGCCGGUUCAAUCGAAUUCCCCUUCAGGCUGAGCUCAAGUGUGUACAUCACAGUUAUCCUCAAAUUCAUUCCAAUAUUGAUGGGGGAUUAACUAAGCUCCUAUACUUCACUUUACUGUCAAAGGAGACUGUUUGGACUUGAAAAGCUUGGACUCCUUACCUUGUAAAGGAAUAAUUCACCCAAAAAUGAAAAAAAAAAAUGCUGAAAAUGGGUGACUUCAGAAGUAGAGCACCUGAUAAAAACAUCACAAUAAUCCACAAGUAAUCCACAUGACUCUAGUCCAUCAAUUAAUGUCUGGUGAAGUGAAAAGCUGCAUCUUUGUAAUAAAUAAAUCCAUAUUUAAGUUGUUUUUAACUAAAAUGCCAGUCCAGAUAUUGCUUUCUUUAGUGAAAACAAUCAUGACGUUUGAACCAGAAGAGAAAUAUGCACAGAUCAAGCACCUUUUAUAAUUGAAAACCUUGUAAAACAGAUAUGGAUUUUGAUGGGCGAGGACAACAAAGGAUGCACCUUUCCACUGGACGAAGUGUUAUUGUGGAGGGCCAGAAGCAAUGGUUUAAAUUAUUAACUGGAGUUAUGUGGAUUACUUACAAAUUAUUGUGAUGUUCUACUCUCAGUGACUGCACCCAUUCACUGCAGAAGAUAAAUUAGAAAAUUUCUCCAAAUCUGUUCUGAUGAAAAUCAAAUUAAUUUACUUCUUGGAUGGCCUGAAGAUGAGUAAAACCUCACACAAUUUUCAUUUUUAGAUGAACCAUUCCUUUAAGAGAGUUAAACCACUAAUCAGGAAUACUUCAUAUCUCACGUUAUUCGGAAUUGGUUUUGUUUAGCUUUGAGUUUGUAGUUAACAUCAAUCCCAGUGAUCUUUAGAGUCCCACCACUAGCCAGCUCUCCGAUGUUGUUGGGAAUAAAAGUACAACUUUUUUGAAUCCGCAGACGUUUUUCACAUUUUCUGUGCAGAUUUUGGAUGAAAAAAUGAAAGCAUUAUCAAGCUAGCCAAAAUAAACAAGUGAAGACGCAAUAUGUGGAUAAUGUGCUCACAGAUUCUGCACAGACCUCGGCAACUGUUAAAUUUGCCUUAACAUUAAAGUACACAACAUAUUUCUGUCAGCUAUUCAGUGAUCAGUAACGUAUUUGGCUCAUCAAAACGCUUGCACUGUACAUCUCAAAAUUGCAUUUUUCAUGUUGUUGCUUCCUUGGUGGUGAGAUCUCAUCACCUAUCAAAGUCACGCCUCAAUGAUUUAGUUUUAAGUUGGAGGUUAGUUUAUCUGUUUUUUUGUUUUGUUUUCCUGCUAGCAUAUAAUGGUCUCUUGAGACAUCCUACCGCAACCUUAAAAGCACCUAUUUUGGUGGAAUUUCUCUUAAGUUGGAGUUGAUUUCUAUUGUUUUUAUUUUGGUUAUUACAGUCACUUUGGUCUGAGCUCAACAUUUAAGCAAUCGUCAAGAUUGGAUAUUGCAACUUCGUUUAGGUAACCACUGUGAUGCACAGUGUAGACUUUAACAAUAGCACGAAUUUACCCAAAAUUGGUUUGAAAGAAACAGAGAAAGCUUUUUGUUGUUGUUGGUUUAAAGCCACUGAAUGGAUAACGAUUUCAGAAAGGCGAACUCUUGUAGGAAUUUUUUGGAUCUAGAAUAAGUCCUAGGUCCACUUGGGUAACUUCAUCUUUAUUUUUUGUUUUAAUGGAAGACCUCUGUCUUUAUCUCAGGGUUGAUUUUAGUGUAUUUGUGUGUAAACCUCAUGUUACUCGCCCUUUUUUUUUCAGGACUGUAAUUGUCGCUUAACCAGUUUCAAGACUUGAAGACUUCAAGGUGUGCCUUUUUGCAGAUCUGCUGUUAUUCACGCGUUGGGUAUUUAGAUGUAGCCAAUACCAUCUCUAUUUAUAAUAUUCAACUCCUCUCAGUCUUCAAAGUCAACAUUUAUAUUAAAUGAUCUCUUCAAAUCUGCAGGCUUUUAGACCGCCAAACGGAUUACUUGCCUAUCCUUUCUGAGAUAAAGGAAUUUAUUGCCAGGUCAUUUGUUUUUGUAUCCACUUUGUGCGUUUCAUGCAAUUGAAUUUGAGUAUUUAUGCAUGUUUCAUGGUGUGAUGGUGGUCUUUUGAUGUUAGGGUCCUUUGGAAAAGUCUAAAUUGGAACAGGAAAACAAAGGACAGUCUGUGUAUUUUGUCAUAGUUUGAUAUCGCUAUUUAGAGAGGAAAGUAUCUAGGCUUAUUUUAAUAUUUAAUGACUUUGUUGGAGAUCUGAUGAUACAGAUAAACAAAUCAAGGUUUACUGCUCUCAUAAAAGCCAUUAAUACAUUCCUCAACAGUUCCUUUGUACUUAACCGAAAUUGAUUUUCAAUGUUUCCUUGAACGAAACGCAGAUUGUAUAAACCUUUGCAGAAGGGCUCAAUUUAUUUCUGGUUUUGAAAGUAUGUAUUCGAAGUCAGCCAAUUCAAAAACCAACUGUUUUAAACUAUUGUUGCAAAGCAACUUUUCCAUGAUCACCCAUGAGCCAAUGGGAAUCACUGUUGAUUUGAAAAGGGAACCAAAAUGUUUACCCAGGUGAAUCUCAUGAAACUUGUUAAAGAAACGGUCAUAUUUCACCACAAGUAUGCGUAUAAAUACAUCUCAUAGAAUAAGGCCCAUUUUUGGAACCUUUAUGUUUUUGCAUUGUGAAAAUUAUUUUCAAAACAUUAAGCACAGAAUAAUACUUUAUUGUAAUGCAUAAUUUUUGAGAAUGAAAUUGUUUUUUUUUCUGCAUUGUGGUAAUGACAUUUUCGAGGGGAAAUUUGGUUAAAAUGUUUCAAUGCAAAAAAAAAAAUCUUAUUGGUCCUAUUUUAAUGAAAUUAUUAUUUUUUUUUUUUAUGUGAAAUACGACUUUUUCAUGAGGUUCAUCCAUCCAGUUCUGACGACUUAAAAAAAAAAGUAUUUAUGAUCACUGUCUAAUGAACAAUCUCCGUGGUUCCUCACUGGAACUCAUUUUAUUGUGAUUGUUGACUACGUUCAGGAUUGGCGUUGAAUUAUGAAUGUAGUUCUAAUUAGUGUCAAAUGUCAUAAAAUGAGAAGAUAGGAAUGACUGAAAUCUGAAUUUUGACACUUGGUGCCUGAAAUACCCAAGACUGUAGUAUGUUUUCCCACACAGAUAAAUGAUUAACGGUACAUAUUGUUCCCUGGCCUCGAGGGGAAAGUAUAUGCUGUGCACAUACACACAUAGUAGAUUUAUGAGAAGUCAUAAAGUUACUUGAAAACAUAAGGGUUGUGCACAAGUACAGGCUUUAGUGUUUUAGCUUAUAGCUGUAGGAUGUAGUUUGAAAUGAAUGAUUGUGUGUUUGUGUUCCAGUGUGUCCAAAGAGUGCCGUCCAUCUCAUUUCUGUAUGUUUGUUCCCACUGUAACUCAUUGCUUACACUCAUGUAUUGACUUUUUCAUGAGAUGGGGUGUUGCAUUGUGGUCUUUUUAUCAUGAUUUCUAACAUCAGGAUAUAUAUUGGUUUUGAUGAUCUCUCAUGAUAGACUGCUUAAAUUAAGGUACGCUUUAACUUCAACCUGAAUAAGAAAAUAAAUGUUUGUAUAUUAUACUCCAAUAAGGAAUGUUUAGAAAAUUUCUCCAAUGUGGAUGUAGUUGUAAUACCUUUUUUCACUUUGUACAAGAAUUCACUGUGUGAAAUUUUGGAUUGCAUUUUUGUAUAAUACAAUUGCUUUUCUUUGAGAGGGCAGGGGGUAUUACUAACUGGAUUUUUGAAUUAGAUAUUGAAAAACUUGAAAAUAUUAUUUAAUAAGAAAUGUAUUUUAUGUGCAGCAGUGAUUCUGGCAUGGAUUAUGAUUAAAUGAUAUUGUAAACCA
Messenger RNA from Carassius gibelio (silver crucian carp), 8595 nucleotides. RefSeq names its product roquin-1-like. The transcript is spliced from 20 exons. Bases 385 to 3573 code for a protein of 1062 amino acids. Gene Ontology annotation, molecular function: metal ion binding. NCBI's taxonomy places the organism in Eukaryota, Metazoa, Chordata, Actinopteri, Cypriniformes, Cyprinidae. The record is from RefSeq and is a predicted model, not a curated record.